Messenger RNA from Dibothriocephalus latus, 561 nucleotides. The record is from the annotation of a GenBank genome assembly. Lineage: Eukaryota; Metazoa; Platyhelminthes; Cestoda; Diphyllobothriidea; Diphyllobothriidae.
AUGGACGAUUUACGGGAGAAAUCCCCGUCUACUCCACAAGCGACGCCAUCCCAGAAUCCGCCCGUUGCGCAGACAUCACGGAGACUGCGUGCGCGAGACGUGCAGGCGCCAAGAUCAAACCCAACCGUAAAACCUCCUAGAAACCCCGACAGAAACGGAAUGAAACCUGAACAGAAUUACGGGAACCGAACUGCCACACCCCACUCAAUUGACGUUCAAGGAACGAGGGGUGAUCGGUCCCAAACCUCUCAGUCGGCAUCCAGUGACAACGUCUCGUCUGGCAUGGAAGAAUCUGAGCUGAGAAAAUUCCUCCAAUUUCUCCAAGGCACAAUUAAUGCUUACAAGCUCGAUCACCGUAAACUUAGGCGUUCCCAGGGUGCAAACAGGUCCACGCCCCCCAAACAUAUUGCUCCAAACGAGAGUUAUUAUAAGGGAACAAAAUUAAUGGACGUGAUUACGCACGCUCUUGGUGAUAAUAACUCAAAGAACCUUACUGGUGGACGGUCAACUCGAUAUUUCCGACCCAAAUUCCCUGAAGACCGCUCUGGAAGACUUCGAUGA